Messenger RNA from Clarias gariepinus (North African catfish), 3105 nucleotides. Its product is annotated as serine/arginine repetitive matrix protein 2. NCBI's taxonomy places the organism in Eukaryota, Metazoa, Chordata, Actinopteri, Siluriformes, Clariidae. Bases 1 to 3105 code for a protein of 1034 amino acids. The record is from RefSeq and is a predicted model, not a curated record. The transcript is spliced from 7 exons.
AUGCCCCUCACUGGUGAUGAGCGUGUGUGUCCCGAGUUCCAGCCCAACAUCUUCGAUUCGUCACGCUGCCACGAGUGUCUUCGUCUUAAACACUUGCACACACCCACACACACACCUGCACAGGUGAAUCCGGUCAGCGAGAGCAGCAGCAGCAGAGAAGAGAAGGAACAGAGCACUCAGGACGAGUCUGACGAUGUGUCGGUGCUGAGCGCUGGCUCUCUGUGUAUCCUCAGUCCUGACUGUGACCUUUACGUAUGUGACGGAGACGUGAGCCAAGACCCAGACGAAGAACUCACCUUUGACAGUCAGUGUGAAGGUGACUCGUCCUCCAGCGUCUCUUCUUCUUCUGAAGAAGUGGAAGACUUCUUCUCUCUUUCAUGCAGCAGGAUGACACGUCUGGAUCCACCGUCACACCGGAACAAUCCACGCAUGUGGAUGGAGGAAGCACGCAGUCGAGACACCUUCAACCGCCGCUCCUCCGUCCCACACGUAAGUUCAAAGGUUGCUCAAGAUCGGGAAAGUGGAUAUUUCUCUCUAGGUCGUGCAACUGGUGCUCGGACAUUAAGUGACAAAAGUCCUUCUCCUCAUCGGCAUGCUGAACGUGGACAUCCUUUACCAAGCAACCGAACACUUGAGCCCAAGGCUGCCAUUCCAUUUCGAAAUCCAGACCUUGGUGUACCUUCACAGAGAAGAACCUCUGAGAUCCAGAAUCCAGAUCUGGCACCAGUCGAACUGAACUUAUCUCCAGAACCUGUGGACCUCAGCAUUGAAGUCGAGGCUCAGGCAGGUCCGAGAUCUUUAAGUCCCACGCCAUUCAAGCAGGCAGAAUCAUUAGCAUCAGCAAAAAAAAAAGAGUUUAGAGCCUCGAAUUCUUCUUCCAGUCAAUUCGGAAAUUUCUUGUCCUCCAAACAGGAUUCAGGCUUUUCUCGCUCGUCAUCUCCAUCCAGAAGUUCCUCCCCUUUCAAAAGGACAGAGUCUGUGUCCUCACUAUCAUCUCGUGGCUAUGGGAGGGACAGUGUUUCAGAGAGGCGAGAUCAACAAUCCCACAACCUGAAUCGGACGUCAUUUGGUCGUUCAGCUGAAGCUGAACCCAUUCGGAAAAACUUUAAAACUUUUGCUAACACUGUGAGUGCCAUUGGUAGUGGCACUAAGUCACAGUCAAGCCCUUAUGCUGACCUGAGAGCAGGGUUAAGGAAGACAGAUCCCCCUAGUGGGCAAAGCACUAAAAUUCAAAGUCCCUCCCCUGCAAGGCGGAGCCAUGAUGUAGCUGGCCAGUCACUUCUCCGUAAAACGGAGACAAAAAACAUUUCAAGUAGUCAAAAGAAAUGUGAAAUUCGAAACUCUUCACCAGCCAGGAAUAGCGGUCAGUCCAUGUUGCGUAAAGUGGUUGAAGGCUGGCGUAGCGCUUCACCUGUAAGAAAGGGCUAUGGGACGGCCAGCCAACAAGAAAAAAAUCUUGUUUCAAAUGGUUGGAGUCAUAACACCACAAGCUCCUCACCUUCAAGAAGGAACUUUGAGGCUAGCAGCCUGUCACUGCAUAAAUCCGAGACCAAGAGACACUCCCCCCAAUUAAUGCGGAGCAACGAUGUACUUACUAAACAAUCAUCUUUAAACAAAACUGGAUCAGAGCUAUCUUCCUAUAGCCGAAGUCCAUCUCCCUCAAAAAGGGGUUACGACCCUCCUGGGCAAUCACGUUUUCACAAACCAGAGAGCAGCAGUUAUUCUAGAUCAAGUAGAUCUCCACAUAACCGAAGUCCGUCCCCUUCAAAGCAGGAUUACGACCCUCCUGGCCAAUCACGUUUUCAAAAACCAGAGAGCAGCAGUUAUUCUGGAUCAAACAGAUCUCCUUGUAACCGAAGUCCAUCCACUUCAAAACGAGAUUAUGACCCUCCAGGCCAAUCACGUUUUCUCAAACCAGAGGGCAGCAGUUAUUCUGGAUCAAACAGAUCUCCACAUAACCGAAGUCCGUCCCCUUCAAAGCAGGAUUAUGACCCUCUUGGCCAAUCACGCUUUCUCAAAACAGAGAGCAGCAGUUAUUCUGGAUCAAACAGAUCUCCUCGUAACCGAAGUCCAUCCACUUCAAAACGGGAUUACGACCCUCCUGGCCAAUCACGCUUUCUCAAACCAGAGAGCAGCAGUUAUUCUGGAUCAAACAGAUCUCCACAUAACCGAAGUCUGUCCCCUUCAAAGCAGGAUUACGACCCUCCUGGCCAAUCACGCUUUCUCAAACCAGAGAGCAGCAGUUAUUCUGGAUUAAACAGAUCUCCACAUAACCGAAAUCUGUCCCCUUCGAAGCAGGAUUACGACCCUCCUGGCCAAUCACGCUUUCUCAAACCAGAGAGCAGCAGUUAUUCUGGAUUAAACAGAUCUCCACAUAACCGAAAUCUGUCCCCUUCGAAGCAAGGUUAUGAUCCUCCUGACCAGUCACAUUUUAAAUCAGAGUGCAGCAACUGUUCUAAAAGUGGAUGGGGCCAGGCUAUAUUACACAAAACUGUCAGUGAAUCCAGGAUUGAGUCUGCAUCCUACAUGGGGAAAUCAUCUAACAGCAGCACAGCAGGGUCAUGGCGAGGCUCCACACACUCUCUAAACAGCCCACCGAUAUCUCGAAACUCCUCUCCUUCCAGGAAGAACAGAGAAAGCAAGCUUGCAGGUGUUCAGAAAUCGACCCAUGUUUCCUGGAGUACCGGAGACAGGAGGCAGGGUCGGGAUAAUCACGGCCCCUCCAACCGGAGGAGAAGCCCCUCCCCCAUGACGAGAAGCCACACUUCUUCUCAGAGCUCGAUAGAUUCAGUUAUGUCGAGCGGCUCGUCUGGUCUAAACCGAGAAGAAUAUGCCAUUAUGGCUGACCUUCCAAAGGUCAAGAAGGUUCUCCACAGGGCGAGCCCCAACCAGAUGGAGGGGACGGAGAGAGGAAACAGAGACGAAACCUCAUUAUAUAAACCAGCCAGCCACUCCCACACUAAACCUGCCCACAUCACCUGGGACGACAUGAUGGAUCAGCGAGGAAAUCCCUUGCCAACACACACUCCGUCACACACACAGGAAAAUAAGAUGGAGCAGGAGAAGAGCGAGAGAGUUCAACAGAACACGCCGUCUCUGCAGUAA